Rosa chinensis is the source of this 959-nucleotide messenger RNA. RefSeq lists its product as uncharacterized. NCBI's taxonomy places the organism in Eukaryota, Viridiplantae, Streptophyta, Magnoliopsida, Rosales, Rosaceae. Bases 90 to 743 code for a protein of 217 amino acids. The transcript has 2 exons. The record is from RefSeq and is a predicted model, not a curated record.
UCAAAACUAUGAUAAUCACUAUGUGUAUAUUAAAAAAUGUGUGCGACCCUUUCUCGCAUACCUAGCGCUGGCAACGGCGCUUCACAGCCAUGGAAGCCCUUGAGGCUUUCUCAACACAGAGUGCUCAAGCGCUUGUUUCCAGUGGAGUCCAUCGUGACCUCGACAAGGUGCAGCCCACUGCCCUCAACCGUCAAUCCCAAAUCCGAUCAGAUGGAUCUGCUUCUGUUCUCCGGGACCAAGCGAUGGGUGAUCGCUGCUUAGGCCGGCGAAGCUGCUCAUGGAUUCCGAUACGGAUUUGGGAUCCGGGCACUAUGUGGUGGUUUCGAUGCUUCUUUGCAGAUCUGACAUUGAUGGUGCUGACCGGGAUGUUCUGGUUUUCCUUGACAUGGGAGGUUGGCGGUGUGAUGUUGGCUGCGGUAGUGCGGGGUGGUGCAGUCACUGCCCGGACUUGGCUGCGAAGGAUGGCGGUGAGGUGGAGAGGCGACGCAACAAGUCGGGGUUGGCUCCCGGUUUUGGUACAUGAUAGUGGCACCGGCGGGCAAACGACGCAACGUAGUGCUGGGCUUUGGGUGCCCAUAGUGGUUGAGAGGCCCACAGUCAUGGGUGUGGACUCUUGGGUGCAGUCAUGGGCCCAUUCUUUUUUCUCAAGCUAUUGGGUUUGGGACCCGGGUGGAAUGGAUGAGGAUCGAUGGAGAAAAUUCUCAAUGACUUCAAGGAGUCUUACUUGGGCUACUAUACUGUAAGCACCUCAAUUGCGAGCAUUGGCGAGCAGCAUAGCCGGUUUUUAAUGGACGAGGAUAAUCUACAUCACUUUGUAGUUGCUUUGUUUUCUUAUUUCCAGAAAGUGAGCUUCAACUUUGUAAUCGAACAACCAUUCCAACGAAAUAUGGUUUGUUCUGCCUUAGAUUUUCAAUAUAACCUUAGUAGGUCAAUUUAUGCUCCUGUGAAUGUUCGGGAUG